Molecule: messenger RNA, 4013 nt
Organism: Dendrobium catenatum
Lineage: Eukaryota; Viridiplantae; Streptophyta; Magnoliopsida; Asparagales; Orchidaceae
Product: protein FAR1-RELATED SEQUENCE 7
Exons: 9
Coding region: 835-3369 (844 amino acids)
Biological process (GO): regulation of DNA-templated transcription
Molecular function (GO): zinc ion binding
Source: RefSeq, a predicted model, not a curated record
GAGUAGUACAUUGUGGAGCGUUUGGUUCGUUUGUAGCCCUAUUCUCAAGGAAAAAUGCACAUCUCUUGAAAAUAAGAGUUUUUCUUAACAAUUUCUGGCCCAGAUCCAUCACCGGAGCUUCUCCAUUUCCCUCUACUAGACCGACCCUUAUCGUUCUCUCCUCCGUCAUUCAGUAGUCACCAAGCACCGCCUCCGCCACCACACGCUAUCUCCACCGCUUCCGCUGCCGCCGGGUAGUGAAUUAUCCAAAUUGUUUAGAUUAGGGUUCUAUGAUCACUUGAAUGAGGCAACUUGAUCAUUUGUUUAUUUUUGGAACUGCUACAGCCGUCUCAAACGAACCCUAAGAUAUGCUUCGGACAAAGCAUUAAGAGAUGAGGUUUUGUUUAUUCUUCUGAAGUUGCUCAGAGGUACUAUUUCACCCUUGCCUUAUCCCCGUGAUGGUACAUUCUGCAUGAGGAUCCUGUUGGCCAGUGUUUGAGCUUAGUUCACUGCAGAAGUUCUGCUGCUUUGGUGGAUGUGCUCUUUUUUCUGUUCAUGCUGUGUGGAACAUUGCUGUGUUAAUGCAUUUGGGCUGAGUAGGUUUGGUGCUUAUUAUAUCAUGGAGUCCUGGCCACCCAGGACUCCGCCAGGACUCCUCUUCUGAAAGAAAAAUCUUCCAGUGAACAAAGUGCCUGUGCGAUCCAUCAUGGCCUAUACAAAGCUCAUUUGUAAUGAUUUACUCCACCUAUUUUGUGAUAUGAAAAGAUGUAGGUGGCCGUGGAGGAACAAUAGUUGAACUUGUAGCAGCAAAAGCUCCACUUGCAGAAAGAUUGUCUGACAGUACAAAAGGCUCGAAUGUGCUUUGAUAAGAUGGAACAUGAUUCUGGAGAACAAUGCCCUGCUGGUAUUAAUGAAUGCAGUAAUGGUGAUUUAGAACAAGUUGCAAUUUGCUUUCCAGAUGAAUGGAUUCCAAAGGUUGACAUGGAGUUUGAAACCGAACAAGAGGCCUAUGAUUUUUACAACAGAUAUGCCUUUGAGAUGGGCUUCUCAAUCCGAAGGAGUUCCAGACACUUACUAAGGAAAGGAGGUGAAGUCAAAGAUAGGACAUUCUGUUGUUCUCGUGAAGGUAUUCGUGGCAAAGAUAGGAGAAAGGAAACUGUGCAAACUCCUCGUUAUGAAACAAGAUGUAAUUGCAAUGCAAAGUUGAAGAUAAGCUUGCGGAAUGGUAAAUAUUAUGUGUUUCAAUUUAUACCUGAGCACAAUCAUGAGCUUGCAUCGCGCACUCAGGUGCAUCGGUUAAGAUCGCAUAGGCAUAUAAUUCCUGCUCAGCCAGUUACAACUCUUGGGAUAUCUCCAAAGCCCACUUUUGAUUUAAUGUCUGCAGAAGUUGAUGGCCAUGAAAAUCUAGGCUUCAUCCUUAAUUUUGGAAAUGAUUUGCAAGCUGAGCAGCCAUUAACCGUCAAGCUUGGAGAUAGUGGAGGUGUCCUGGAGUAUCUUGAAAAGAUGCAACGUGAAGAUCCAAAAUUCUUUUACUCUGUACAACUGGAUAAGCUGCAUACAGCAACAAAUAUCUUUUGGGCGGAUUCAAGAAUGAUAGCUGAUUAUAAAAAUUUUGGAGAUGUUGUUUGCAUUGAUACAACUUACAAAAGAUUUAAUGUGGACAAUAGGCUAUUUGGACUGCUUGUGGGUGUGAAUAACCACAAACAACUUAUCGUUUUUGGUUCUUUCUUACUCGAUGAUGAAACAUCUGAGUCAUUUAAAUGGAUGUUUAGUACAUUCCUCAAGGCUAUGUUAGGGAACAAACCAAAAACAGUUCUUACGGAUGACAAUAUUGCAAUGGCUAAAGCAAUUAAGAUGUGCAUGCCAGAGGCAAAUCAUCGAAUAUGUGUAUGGCAGAUUGGUCAGAAUAUUUGCCAGCAGCUCAGUGUGGUUGUUAGAGAUUAUAAAAAUUUCUGUAUUGAUUUCAGUAGCUGUUUAUAUGAUCAUGAUGAAGAGGCCGCAUUUAUAGACUCUUGGAAUGCGAUGCUUGUGAAGUAUAAACUUGUUGGAAAUGCUUGCCUUGACAGGUUAUUUGAGAAGAAAGAGCAAUGGGCUUUGGUAUAUGACCGAAAAGUAUUUUAUGCAGGCAUAUACAACGCCCAAAGAAAUGACAACAUCAGUAAGGAGCUAAAGAAUUUUCUCAACGCAGAAAAUGAUAUAUUGCUGCUCUUUAAGCACCUUCAAAGAUUGGUUGAGGGUCGACGAUAUGAAGAAAUAAAAGCGGAUAUUGCGGCAAGCCAUAGCAUGCCGAAGCUAAAGUUCGAUUUAGGAAUUUUGAAGCAUGCAGCAAGAACUUAUACGCCAGCUAUAUUCAAGAUGUUCCAGGAUGAGCUUUUGCAGACUUGGAAUUGCGAUAUGCACUUCUUCGGUGAAACUGGUUCCAUUAGCACUUACAAGUUGAAAACUAAUGGCGAAAUACAGGAGCACACAGUUAUGUUUGAUUCAUCAAAGGUUUCUGUUGAAUGCAGCUGCAAGAAUUUUGAGUUUAUAGGGAUCUUAUGUACUCAUGCUCUAAAAGUACUUGAUUUUAAAAACAUCAGGACAAUUCCUGUCUGCUACUUACUAAAGAGGUGGAUGAAGGAUGCAAAGAUGGUGGGUGUAGUUGGUUCUUGUACGCCAUGUCUGGACCCGAAAAUUGAGCUAAGAAGGCGCUAUAAAGAGCUUUGUCGUCUGUUUGUUCAAGUGGCAGCAAAAGCAGCUGAGACUGAAGAAACCUAUGCAAUUGCAGCAGGUCAGAUUAAUAAAUUGCUGCAAGAAGUAGAAAAGAGAUUAAGAAAAAGAUAUAAGCCCGAUCCGGAAGGAGAACAUACUGAACUGAAUGCUCUGGAAGUUGAAUUAGGACAAACCAUGGAGGGUGAUGUAUCAAGCAGAGAACAAAUGCAGACUCAAAAAUUGAAGGGGAUGAAGCUCACUGCUAACAAAAAGAAGAAAAAGAUCCGUCCUCAACAGAUUUCUGUUGGCACUGCAGAGCAAAAUUUGUCAGCCAUUCAUCUAAAUAAUGAUGUAUAUAAUCCCACAAGUGACCCAGUACAGAGAAAUGCAUCUUCUAGCAUGGGAAGAGAAGCUCCUCAAGAUAACUUUGCUCGCCAGCACCCUGUGACAGCAAAUGCAAAUUUGUGGCUUGACUUGUCCCAGCCACCCACUGUUGGUGCCCACACUAGUCUUAUUGCAGACAGUUUUCAACUCCAAGCUGUCCAAGCUAGUUCUUUCAGUCCAGGCCUUUACCAAAUUCAUAAUCCUGCAACUACCAUUCCUAUUAACCAACAAGGGCACCUCAACAUGCUUCAACAAUUCGAACCUCAGCUACACAGCUUAAGCAGGCAACUAUUUUCAGGCUCUGCAGAAGGUUAAGGUUUCGUUUGGGACGUCUUUCUUACUGCUUCAUAAAAUAGUUUUUUAGUACAAAAAUAAAAAAAUUUGUACUAAGAAGCAGAAAGAAAGUCGUCCCAAAAUGAAUCUUAAAUCAUCCUUUGCAGUGCUUCUCUGGUUUUACCUUGUGUAAUGGAUCAGACUUUGCUCUAAAUAGGCUUAACAGUUCGAGCAAUCCUCAUUAGGAACAAAUGGAGAAUGAGGAUCAUAAGUUGACUAAUGAUGAUGAUGAUGAUGAUAAAUCUUUUGGUACUAAAAGCUGAUUUUGAGUCAUUCAGUUCUCUCGCCAAGUGACUGGCUUAUGGUGUAUAUAGCUCGAAGUAGGAAGCUCUGACCACUAAUGCUGCUCUGCCUAUACCAAAGCUCAGAUGCCUCAUCUCUGCAGUUUUGUCCUGAAGCUCAGAAAGUUGCAGAAACAUUUUGUAUCAUAUUUCCUCUGUAGAUGCGUACAGCUUAGGUCUAUUGUUUUGUAGGUGGAUUUGAAUUGUUAAAGAGAGGCAGGAGAGGGUAUUCAAGUCAUACUGUAUAAAGAAAAAUAGCCUAAUAAUGAAAAGCCAUAGCAGGUCAGGCUAACCUGUGUUGAGAAAGAUAUAAGUAGAUUAUAUUCUUUAUUUAGUAGAUUUAAA